GGUAUUCUGUAAGUGUCCACUAAGUGGUAUGCCAAUUUCAGUGUGUGCUGCAUGUAUAGAGCCUGAGAGCCGGCAGUGACGAUUGGCACCUUCCUUACCAGCUUUGAGCUCUAUUCAAUCAGUGUGUGCUGAAAUGAACAGUGGACCCUUACAGAAUGCACCUCCCCCCCCCCCCCCCUCAUUUCCUGUGAAUGACGCAUUACGUUAAGUACAUUUUAGCUCUGUUGCAUGUGGUAGACCAUCAGUGCUACAUGGAUCUUGGGCUGCGAAUAGCAGUCCUCAUUGGAAAAAAAAAAGGGAUCAUAAUGUAGUGUUUUCCCUUCAGCUUAUUCACCAGUCUCCUUUCGGUUCACUCUGGAGUUGAAUAAUUUAGCAGAAAGAUUGUGGCUCUAAGCAACAGCACAAAGGAAAAAGCAAAAGGCAUGCAGUAUACAGUCAAGUCUCAUCAUAACCAAAUGGGCUAUAACAAACUUGCUGGUAUAAGGAACUGGUCAUAGUUCUCAAAGUUUUCGCAGAAACCCACAGAAUUAUCUGAUUUUAACUGGUGCAAAAAAUCCAGCAGAAAUGGAUGUAACAAACCCCUCUCAUUUGAGAACAAAGAUUUGCUGCUUAUAUUAUACUGACUAGGCCAAACUCUGGUGGUCGCUUGUCCAAGACGGUAGUCGUGCGUCUGAUGCUGCAAAUCAAAGCUGGGAUUAUGUCUCUAUGAGCACUAAUUUUCUAAAGUGACUGCCACCCUCGCCUAGAUUUGAGCAACAUUUUUUGUUUUCUUUCAGAGUGGCCCUUGUGUCAGUUAUCUGGCUAAGUACAGCCAGACUUGGGGCUAAGAAUUGAAGAAGAGGUCUACUCCCACCUGUCAAUAAAGGGAAAUCCCAGCAACGGGAGUGCAGACACGAUGCCUGCUGCGGUUGCGCAAGCAUCACCGCUGCCUCAGCUGCCAGUCCAAUUUUCGCUCCACUUAGACAUUCAAAGUAAGUGUGAAGAUUCCAGUGACUGUACCGCAGAAGCCAAGGGCAAUGCCACAUCUGUAGAUGCUGCACCAAGUGCACUGCCAGACAAAGGUGCUGUAACAAGUGAAGCCAGCCAGCAGCCAAGCGGUGUUAACAGCACAAUACAUUCUUGUCCACAUUGCCCCUAUGUUGCGUGGAGUUCACACCUGACAACAGACUUGCGGAUCCAUACUGGAUAGAAGCCAUUCAAUGCGACGUCUGUUCAAGCUGCUUUAUCAUGAAGCCGAACCUGUCGAGGCACAUGGAGUCUCAAGUGAACGAGAAGCCGCUUGAGUGCCCCACCUGCAACUGGCCAGUCGAUGGCAAGCGGGACCGUCACAGUCACUCCUCCAUGCACCUGGAUAUUCAACCUCACCUGUCUCAUAUGCUUCGGUCCUUGAGACCGAAGAGCAAUCUAGAGGCUCGCGUGCUUGAUGUGCUCCAACUUAAAGGGGUACUGAUACUAUAUUUCCGAGUCUUCUUUCCUUGCUAUGAAGGUCCGGAACCUCUAAUCACGAGAAAAGAUACUGUCAAGCCUCACGACGCCCUAAAUAGUGUAAUGUAAUAGCUUGUCUGCAGCCAGUAUUGGUUUCAUUUCUACUGUGUUGUGAUGUCAUGAUGCAGUAUGUGGUCAUGUGAGAGCAAGACAUAUUAAUGUUUUGACACUCGCUUUGGCUUGCUCAGUCAUCCGCUAUGCUGCUACACCGCCUUCCAGAUCGGCAUAGGUCGUAAAAUAAAUGUUUGAAAUGGUUCUUUUCCGGAGUACAAAAAAAGUUGGUCAUCCCAUUAUCACUGUCACUUUCAUACUAUCAUCGCCUCUGCCGUCAUGAACUUGCUGUUGUCAUCACACACAUGCUGGUGUCACAUGCACAAUUGCUGGCUUUGCACGAACACUUUGGUCCACCAGGCAACGCUCUGCAGAACCACAAACCAUAUUGGUUAGCCAGGCACCUUCAAAAUGCUUCAGGACUGCCCGUCAUUGUCUCCAGCCGAUCAUUAUCCCUGGAAGUCGUCGAUGAUGUGCUCGGUAGCCCUUUCUCAGCUCCGGCGUCAAGCUUGCCAAAUGAAACAGAGCCAGCAAACAUGGCUGAAGUAGUAUCUGGGGAAACUCCGAUCGAGACCGUCGAUGUCCUUUCAGGGGAGGUUGCCGGCACUGAAUUGGUGGGCCGGAGGACUGCCAGCUGCCAGUACUGUCCUUAUGUGGCCAAGGACAGGAGCAAUCUGGCAUUCCACCUGCGGACGCACUCGAAUGAGCGGCCCUUUCUGUGCGAGGUGUGCGGGAGGGGGUUCAAGCGCAAGGAGCACGUCGAGUACCACCGGCGCAUCCACACGGGCGAGAAGCGGUACAAGUGCAGCGUCUGCUCGUACGCCUGCGUACAGAAGCAGUCCCUGAAAUCCCACAUGCGUCUCCACACGGGCGAGAAGCCGUUUCAGUGCGCCCACUGCUCAAAGGCCUUCACCUACAGAAAGCAGCUCCAUCGCCAUACAAUACAGCACAAAGACCUCGCAUAAUCUCGAGGCUUGUGACGCUCCUGCCCAACUGAACUUUCUCAAAGCACUGCACGUGUAAUGUGGAACUUGUGAGUUCGGCUCCCACCUGACAGAAAGUCCUUUUCAAUAAAAAAUAAGUCAA
Molecule: messenger RNA, 2622 nt
Organism: Dermacentor silvarum
Lineage: Eukaryota; Metazoa; Arthropoda; Arachnida; Ixodida; Ixodidae
Product: putative zinc finger protein 702
Exons: 3
Coding region: 1842-2501 (219 amino acids)
Biological process (GO): regulation of transcription by RNA polymerase II
Molecular function (GO): RNA polymerase II cis-regulatory region sequence-specific DNA binding; DNA-binding transcription factor activity
Source: RefSeq, a predicted model, not a curated record